AUGUCCGCAUACGACGACGGUCAACUCGUCCGCGACACCUCUUCGAAGAUCCCUCUUCUCUUGGGGAACGCCAACUACAUUCAAUGGUCGUCUAGUGUCUCUUCGCUGCUCCUCCGAAAACAGGCUCUCUUCUGCUUGAAGUCCGAGCCCCUCGAGGACCCUUCCUUCCACUUCGACUCAAUGGAUCCCUCAGAUCCCUCCACCAUCCCUACACCUCUCACUCCCACAGAGCAGGCUCGCUUGGCAAAGCAGAACGAAGGGUUGGGUAUUCUCUUGCAGUCUCUCUCCGAGGCUGUUAAGAACGCGGUUUCGGCCGAAGCUCAAGACGUCUUCCGUCCCAAUCCAAAGCUGCUCUGGGAUGAGCUUUUCACCCUCUACUUCCAAACGACUGGGCAUCAAAUUAGUCAGCUUUACUCUACGCUCUGGUCGACCCGAGUUCCUUCCGGGGCAGACCCUCUCCCCUACCUGGGCGCACAGAGGGCCACCAUGGCACAGCUGCGACAGUCCCAAAAGGUUGAAGAUCAACAAGUGGCCUACGCCAUGCUUCAUGCGCUGUCCGAUGAAGAGUAUUGA
This is a messenger RNA of Cryptococcus wingfieldii CBS 7118, 573 nucleotides long. RefSeq lists its product as hypothetical. The record is from RefSeq and is a predicted model, not a curated record. The transcript has a single exon. Bases 1 to 573 code for a protein of 190 amino acids. Lineage: Eukaryota; Fungi; Basidiomycota; Tremellomycetes; Tremellales; Cryptococcaceae.